Molecule: messenger RNA, 2034 nt
Organism: Rhodotorula graminis WP1
Lineage: Eukaryota; Fungi; Basidiomycota; Microbotryomycetes; Sporidiobolales; Sporidiobolaceae
Product: glycosyltransferase family 69 protein
Exons: 6
Coding region: 1-1713 (570 amino acids)
Source: RefSeq, a predicted model, not a curated record
AUGCAGUACACCAGCCCGUACAGCAACCCUGCUGGCGCACCCCGACUGCGACAGCGACAACGCCGCCAGCGCUCCUCGAUCGCCCUCUUCGUCGAGGAUCCGGUCCAGGGCACCUCGACCCUCCUCACCUUCCUGCGCCGCAAGGCCGGCUCCUUCUUCUCCCUGGGCGUCGGCAUCCUCGUCGGCCUCUUCCUCGCGAGCUUGAUCAGCGGCAGUCAGCCUGCGGCCGCACCCUGGAAGGGCUCGGCCGUCGUCGAGACGUGGACGCAGCGUCAAGGGACGCACCGCAGCACCAUCUCGCUCCCGACGAUUGAGCAGCGCGAGCGCGUGUUCCGCACCCUGUCGACCCUCACGGGCUACCACACGCGGUACUGCCUGCGCAACGCCCAAAAGUCGUACCGCCGCCAGGUGUACGAGCGGUACGAGCCGCUCGUCGGGUUCGAGCAGCACCACAAGCGCAAGGGCCUGCGCGGCCACCUGCAGCGCAUCGUGCCCAAGGUCGCCCGUCGCGGCAUCUUUGCCGACAGCUCGGACGAGCGCACCGAGGUCGAGCAGAUCUUCUCGCACUCGCGCCACGGCGCCGACGGCAAGUCGUCGCUCGCGACGAGCUACGACGGCCACAAGUACUUCUUCGCCAUCAACCUGUACAACUCGUUUGACGUCAUCCCCGACCUCUUCUCCAACAUGUUCAAGGUGUCGGCCAUCCUCGGCUUCCAGAACGUCUUCGUCUCCGUGUACGAGAACGGCUCCAAGGACCAGACCAAGGCGCUCCUGCGCCUGUUUGACGCCCUCGGGCGCGCUGUCGGGCUCCGGGUCGUCAUCCGCACCUCGCUCCGCACCCGUGGCGCGUUCAACCACCGCAUCGAGUACCUCGCCGAGGUGCGCAACGCCGCGCUCGCGCCCCUGUGGGAGCUGCGCGAGACCGAGGGUGAGGUGUUCGACUCGAUCAUCUUCAUGAACGACGUCCUGCCCUGUGUCGACGACCUCCUCGAGCUCGUGUGGCAGAGCCGUCGCCAGAACGCCGGCAUCACGUGCGGGUCCGACUACAUCUUCCACGAGGAGGUCGGCCAGCCCGUCUUCUACGACAACUGGGUCGCCCGCGACAUGAACGGGACCGCCCUCGAGAACGCGCCGUUCGAGGCCGUCUUCCGCGACAUGGAGUCGUCGCACCGGUUCCAGCGUCACCUGCCCGUCCAGGUCCAGUCGUGCUGGAACGGCAUCUCGGUCCUCGACCCGGCCCCGUUCUACGCCCACCCUCACGUCAAGUUCCGCAUGGCCAAGCUCAGCGCCGGCGAGUGCUCGGCGUCCGAGUGUAGUCUUAUCUGCAACGACUAUUGGAACGCGGGCUACGGGCGGAUCAUCAUGAUCCCGCGCGUCAAGCUCGCGUACGACAAGCAAGUGUGGGACAUCGUCCACCCCGAGCGCCGCAACCUCACCUACAUUCGCGGCUACACUCGGCUCGGCGGCAACCCGGACGACCCGCACUCGGACCCGCAGGACCGCAGCUGGUACGGCCCGCACGACCGCCUGUUCCGCCAAGAAGAGAGCGAGGCGAUCAACUUCCGGCAGCCGCCACCAUACGUGUGGUGCUGGGGCUGGGACGGCGCAGGAGACCUCGAGGGCCCCGACGUCGAGCCUGUGUGGGAGAAGAUGCCCAACAUGACGUUCGACCCUGUCGUUGUUCGCCACGACCGCUCCUUUACCGACCUCUGAGCGACAUGUGCGGCGGACGGUGCAGGAGGAGGCGAGCAGAGGGCGAUCGAGACGAGGAGGAGGUUCGAGCGCGAGGACGAGGGCGGCGCAGCAGUUUUCCAUCACACGCAUCAAGACGACUCUCUUCCUCACCUACAUCCUCUUGGUAUCCCCCUCGUCGACCUCUCGACUUGCCCCUGUCCCUGGCGCCGUCGUCGUCGCCCUCGAGUCGACCUCCUCGCGCACCCCUCUUCAUGCGACCUUUUGGUUCCUUUCCAUCCUUGCUUGUACAGUAGUCGUGCGCCGCGGCGUUGUGCAUUAUACCCCUCGUUCUGCCUCUCU